AAAUUUAAUCUUUGAAAGAGUUGAACCCGAGACGACGACACCCAUCAUUUUUUUCCCAUUUCUUUAUUUUUUCAAAAAAAAGAAAGCAAAAAAGUUUCCCUCUCCUUUCAAAUUUUCUUCACUGUCCCUUCUCCAUCUCAAACCCUAACACCUCCAAAUCUUUAAGCAAACGGAUCUGAAGAAAGAAGAUUUUUGUACUCUAAAUGCAGGAGCUUGUUGGAUCGGUUCGCCGCCGGUCCUUUGUCUUUAGGUCUUCAACCUCCAGCGACGAUGCCGGUGGAGGACUUGGAGGCUUUGUUGAGAAGAUCGGCGCCAGCAUUCGCAGAUCGCGAAUCGGCUUGUUCGCUAAGCCACCUGCUCCACCCGCUCUUCCUUCUGUUAAGAAAAGGGACGCUCCUACGAUCCGGUGGCGGAAGGGCGAGUUGAUUGGUUGUGGCGCCUUUGGUCGGGUUUACAUGGGGAUGAAUCUUGACUCCGGCGAGUUACUAGCUGUUAAACAGGUUUUGAUAGCGGCAAAUGCUUCAAAGGAGAAAACACAGGCUCAUAUUAGAGAGCUCGAAGAAGAAGUGAAGCUUCUACAGAAUCUGUCACAUCCAAACAUUGUUAGAUAUUUGGGCACCGCAAGAGAGGACGAUUCGUUGAAUAUUCUAUUGGAGUUUGUACCAGGUGGAUCCAUUUCCUCACUUUUGGGGAAGUUUGGAUCUUUCCCCGAAUCUGUUAUAAGAAUGUACACUAAACAACUUUUGUUGGGACUGGAAUAUCUUCACGAAAAUAGAAUCGUGCAUAGAGACAUCAAGGGAGCAAACAUUCUUGUGGAUAACAAGGGUUGUAUCAAACUUGCAGACUUUGGUGCAUCCAAAAAAGUUGUCGAGUUGGCUACAAUAAAUGGAGCCAAAUCAAUGAAGGGAACUCCUUAUUGGAUGGCUCCUGAAGUUAUUCUCCAAACUGGGCAUAGCUUCUCUGCCGAUAUUUGGAGUGUUGGCUGUACUGUGAUUGAGAUGGCUACUGGAAAGCCCCCUUGGAGCCAACAGUAUCAGGAGGUUGCUGCUCUCUUUCAUAUUGGGACAACUAAAUCUCAUCCACCCAUCCCUGAGCAUCUCUCCCCUGAGGCUAAAGACCUUUUGUUAAAAUGCCUACAGAAGGAACCAGGACUGAGACCUAGUGCAUCAGACUUGCUUCAGCACCCUUUUGUCACUGGGGACUAUCAGGAACCUCAAGCGGUGCUUCGUAGAUCAAUUAUGGAACCUGAAAAUCUGGAGAUGGCAUCUGGGGUGAACCUGAGAAGCUCAAUAAAUUCGGAGAUCAGGUCAACCUGCACGGGUUUAAAGGACGUUUGUGAGAUGGGUAGUGUGAGUUGCUCUACAGCAUUUCUUGGGAAAUUCUCAGAACCAGGAGCGUAUUGGAGGGGAAGCAAUUGUGACAAUAGCAUGUGUGAGAUAGAUGACAAAGAUGAUCUAGAAUUUAAUGCUUCUGUAAAGUUCUCCUCUGUUUUAUCAUCUGCUGACUUGAAUAAAAGUUUCAAUCCCAUGUGUGAACCCACUGAAGACUGGCCACCCAAAUUAGAUCAAAGUUCUGAGCUAAGCCGAAGUGGAGUAAACUUGUCUUUGGAUGAAACAAUGGAAGCUGCUAGCACUCCUGGAAUGUCUGGUAAGGAGGAGAAUGGCUUCACUUUUCUCUGUGGACCUACAACAGGUGAUGAUGAUGAAGAAGUUACAGAGUCAAAAAUUAGAGCCUUCCUGGAUGAAAAGGCUCUGGAACUGAAGAAGCUGCAAUCUCCUCUGUAUGAACAGUUCUACAACACAUUGAAUGGUAGUCUUCCACCUUCUGUUGGAACUGCAAAUGGUGAAAAUAUUUUGAGCUUACCUCCUAAAAGUAGGUCACCUAAGCGGCUGCCUAGCAGAAGACUCUCAGCAGUUGCUGAUGCUGCCAACAUGGUUAGCUCAAAGAGUCGUAUGAAUCAUUUGUCAAAUACUGCAGUUGUUCGUGACCGGACUUUACAAGAAAUUCAGCCACCGUCUGUUGAGGAAUGGAAAGGGCAGGAUAUAAUUAGUCCGAGCAUGAGCUUUUCUGAGAGACAAAGGAGAUGGAAGGAAGAGCUUGACCAAGAGCUUGAGAGAAAGCGAGAGAUGCUGCGGAUGAUAUCAUCUCCAAAGGAUAAGUUUCUAUUUGGACAAAGAGAACAAAUACGGUCUCCAUUUCCUGGCAAGUAAAUGUAUCCAACUUUACCUCUUUUGAUGUUCCAUUGGGACUGUUCAUUUCUGUAUUCUAUUUUUGGUGAGAAUGGUGCCCAAUAAUGUUACUCGGGCUUUAUUUAUGAGUGUCAGAUACGAAUAUGUAUUUGAUAUGAGUAUAUUUAAUUUUUUUUCUUUUUUUUUUUUUGCUUGUAUAAAGUUCUUUCAUAUUUAUGGAAUAUAUUUGGGAGAGCCA
Molecule: messenger RNA, 2427 nt
Organism: Gossypium raimondii (Peruvian cotton)
Lineage: Eukaryota; Viridiplantae; Streptophyta; Magnoliopsida; Malvales; Malvaceae
Product: mitogen-activated protein kinase kinase kinase NPK1
Exons: 17
Coding region: 204-2210 (668 amino acids)
Biological process (GO): protein phosphorylation
Molecular function (GO): protein kinase activity; ATP binding
Source: RefSeq, a predicted model, not a curated record